Molecule: messenger RNA, 1964 nt
Organism: Hyalella azteca
Lineage: Eukaryota; Metazoa; Arthropoda; Malacostraca; Amphipoda; Hyalellidae
Product: flavin-containing monooxygenase FMO GS-OX-like 4
Exons: 7
Coding region: 144-1424 (426 amino acids)
Molecular function (GO): N,N-dimethylaniline monooxygenase activity; NADP binding; flavin adenine dinucleotide binding
Source: RefSeq, a predicted model, not a curated record
CCAGUGAGUCAGUCUAGACUGCACUGGUUGCUAGGCCAGCCGCCGGGAGAAGAUUAUUGCUCUACAGCCUCUACGUAAUAUAAAUAUAGCUGAUUUGGGGCUUUCCGUGUACAUUUGAAUAGGCAUAGGAGAGAUUCUUCAUAAUGAAAACUGUUGGCAUUAUCGGAGCUGGAGCUGCUGGACUUUGUGCCUUACGACAUGCACUAACGGCCUCACCAAAUAUUGUUCCAGUUAUAUGGGAACAGUCCAAGGUUGUUGGAGGCACUUGGGUCUACACUGACAACAUUGAUAAGGAUGAUCAUGGCCUGCCUGUGCAUUCAAGCAUGUAUAAAUCUCUCAGAACAAAUCUACCAAAAGAAGUCAUGAGCUUCCCCGACUUUCCUUUUCCUGCGGAGGGAGAUUCUUUCAUACCCCACGCAGCUAUGCUCAGAUACUUGCAGGAUUAUUCUCAAAAUUUUGACCUUGAACGACAUAUAAAGUUUGAACAUGUGGUACUAGAAGUGGUGCCAAGCAAGCCUGGUGCCAGUGACACAGAAUGGAUUGUGACAGUUCGUGACUUGACGUCAGACAAGCUCACCACCACACUCUGUCAUGCUCUGCUAAUCUGUAAUGGCCACUACUCAGUUCCAUACAUUCCUUCCAUUGAUGGCAUUGAGAACUUCUGUGGCUCCACAAUGCACAGUCACAGCUACAGAGAAGCUUCACCUUAUUCUGAUCAAACUGUUGCUGUGUUGGGGGCUUCUGCAUCUGGUUUGGAUAUCUCUGUUGAACUUUGCUCAGUUGCUAAAAAGGUGUAUUUGUGCCACAACCUUCCCAUCCCUUUUCCUGCUGCUCUACCCAGCAACCUGGAGCAGAAGGCUGGCAUUGUUGGAGUGAAGCAAGGCACCAGCAACACUUUGGUGCUCAAAGAUGGCUCUGAACUGGAAGUUGACGCUCUGCUUUAUUGCACUGGUUACUACUACACUUUCCCAUUCCUUGCUGAUUCCUGCGGAGUGACUGUUGAAGACCAGCAAGUAUGGCCGCUCUACAGACACCUCAUCCACUGUGACUACCCAACCCUUGCAUUUGUGGGCAUUCCUACCAAAAUCCUUCCAUUUCCCCUCUUUGACAUCCAGGUGCGAUUCUUCUUGCGCUUCUUGACUGGAGAGAUGAGCUUACCGUCCUGUUCAGAGAUGCAUGACGAUGCUUUAGCGUACCAUAACCGCUGCCUUCAGGAGGGUUGCCCUCCUAAACAGUUACAUCUCUUAGCGUCCAAGCAGUGGGAUUACGUCGCUGAACUUGCCCGCCUGGCUAACUUGCCCAACAUUCCUAGUGAAGUUCGACAACUUUAUGAACUUGUCCAUGGCAUCAGGAAAUAUGACUUGCUCACGUUCAAACAAAAAAAAUUUGUUAUUGGACAAGAUGGAAUUUACAGAGAAAUGUAGAUUUGGUUUUGUAGGCAUUUUUACUUUUGUAUGUACAAUUAGAUGUGGUACUCAGAAACUGUGAAUUAUUAAUUGGAGAAAUUAUCAGUGCAAACAUUUCUUAGCAAAUUUCAAGUGUGAACGUUUUGUGACUACACAACUUUAGGGAAUCAUUUUAUUUUUUUAAUGCACAUUCUCUGUCCCUUUAAUUUGCUGGGUUUUCCUGUUUCUUUCCCUGUAUAGUUUUAUGCUUCAACGUCUCAAUAUUUUAUUCGUAUUUUCAUGACACAUCUGGAUUGUUUGUUUUAAUAUUCUUCAUAUUAUCACACUGUUUUUAUACUUUGUGUGGAAAAAUUAUGCCCAAGUGUUUGGCGCUAUUUAGCUGCUGUGCCAUUUGUAACUGUCUGUGAUAGCUUAUACGUAUAAUACAUGGGUCGGAUUGUUGUGGCACUCUGCUGAGAGAGGAACACUAAAAAACUGAAACGUUGGGAUGGCGUAAUUUUUUUAAUCUGUAGUAGUACGGCAGUUAUUUAUGGUAAAGAAAUCUUGUUGGUUUUUUUC